UUGUGAUAUUGGUUGUGUAGGUUUAGAACCUUGCCCUACCGACCAUAAAAUAGUUCAGACCAUUACACGCGCGCGUUGUUAAUGCCAUUUCCAGUUCCUGCACACUGACCAGUAGCAGCAACCAACGUUACUAAUCCCCUCAAACACAACCACCCACUCCCCCAAGAAAGAGAGAGAGUAGGGAACCAUGGAACCCGACGUGAGCAUCGAGACAAGCUGCAUGAUCCGAAUCGCCGUCCUCCCAAUCGGCCAAAUCGCACCAUCUCUGUUCCGCGAUUACGUCUCUAUGCUCGAUCGCCACCAGAAGAUCGAUCUCUCUACUAUCAAUUCAUUCUACACCGAGCAUCAAAAAUCUCCCUUUUCCAAUCAGCCCUGGGAAUCAGGCAGUCUCCGAUUCAAGUUCAUGAUCGGCGGAUCUCCGCCUAGUCCGUGGGAGGAUUUUCAAUCCAACCGCAAAAUUCACGCUGUUAUCGGCAUUUGUCAUUGUCCGUCCUCGCCUGAUCUCAAUUCGGUUACUGAACAGUUUCAGGCUGCGUGUAAGCCGUAUGCCGCGGCAAUUGUGCACCGCUGCUUCGCAUUUUGUCCGGCUGAUUCACAGCUAGAGCAGCACGACAAUAAAAAAGAAGGCAGCCUGAUUAUGUUUCCACCAGCUGAUCGGCAGACUUUGGAAUUUCACUUACAAACAAUUGUGCAAGAUAUUGCUGCUUCUUUAUUGAUGGGAUUUGAGAAUUGGGUUCUUCAAGCAGAAUCUGGUGGAACGAUUCUGAAGACACCUCUAGAUUCCCAAGCAAGUCUCGUUUCAGAGGAGGUGAUCAAGGCAAAGAAACGGAGACUAGGCCGUGCACAGAAAACAAUAGGCGAUUAUUGUCUGUUGUCAGGAUCACCUGUAGAUGCUAAUGCCCAUUAUUCGACUGCCUUGGAACUUUCCAGGUUGACUGGGGAUUAUUUUUGGUAUGCUGGCGCCCUAGAGGGUAGUGUUUGUGCAUUGUUGAUAGAUAGAAUGGGACAAAAGGAUCCUGCUGUAGAGGAUGAAGUCAAGUAUCGAUACAAUAGUGUCAUUUUGCACUACAGAAAGUCAUUUAUACAAGACAAUGCUCAGAGAGUGUCUCCCCUAAGCUUUGAACUUGAGGCCACCUUAAAAUUGGCGAGAUUCCUUAGCAGAAGAGUGCAGGCCAAAGAGGUUGUUGAGUUGCUGACUACUGCUGCUGAUGGAGGGAAAUCAUUAAUCGAUGCCAGUGAUAGACUUAUCUUAUACAUUGAAAUAGCUCGUUUAUUCGGAACUAUAGGUUAUCAGCGAAAAGCUGCAUUUUUUUCGAGGCAAGUAGCCCAGCUAUAUAUGCAACAAGAAAAUCGUUUAGCUGCUAUUAGUGCCAUGCAAGUGUUGGCAAUGACUACUAAAGCCUAUCGUGUUCAAAGUAGAGCUUCUACCAUGAAAAAUCGCCCCCAAUCUGAAAUUGAUGUCGACCAGGCUGACAAUAGUAAAAUGCAUCAUCAUUUGGUGGUCUCAUUAUUCGAGUCCCAGUGGAGCACCUUGCAGAUGGUUGUACUAAGAGAGAUACUUCUCUCUGCUGUUCGUGCGGGAGAUCCACUUGCUGGGUGGAGUGCAGCAGCCCGUCUACUUAGAUCUUAUUAUCCUCUUAUAACUCCUGCUGGACAAAAUGGUCUUGCUAGUGCUCUUGCAAAUUCUGCUGAGAGACUUCCUUCAGGAACUCGGUGUGCUGACCCUGCCUUGCCUUUUAUAAGGUUGCAUUCUUUUCCUCUCCAUAACUCCCAAAUUGACAUUAUCAAACGCAAUCCAGCUAGAGAGGAUUGGUGGGCUGGAUCUGCUCCUUCUGGACCUUUCAUUUAUACACCAUUCAGCAAAGGGGAGUCAACUAAUAACUGUAAGCAGGAGCUGAUAUGGAUUGUUGGUGAACCGGUGCAAGUGUUGGUAGAAUUGGCAAAUCCUUGCGGUUUUGAUCUUAAUGUUGAUAGUAUAUAUCUUUCAGUGCAUUCUAGCAAUUUCGAUGCUUUUCCUAUCAGUGUAAAUCUGGCUCCUAAUUCCUCAAAAGUGAUCAUGCUAUCAGGAAUCCCAACUGAAGUGGGACAAGUGAAAAUUCCUGGAUGCAUAGUUCAUUGUUUUGGUGUUAUCACUGAGCAUUUUUUUAAAGAUGUUGAUAACCUGCUGCUAGGAGCAGCACAAGGGCUUGUACUUUCUGAUCCUUUCCGUUGCUGUGGAUCUGGAAAGUUGAAAAAUGUAUCUGUUCCAUUUAUUUCGGUGGUGCCACCUCUACCAUUGCUAGUAUCUCAUGUGGUAGGUGGUGACGGUGCUGUCAUAUUAUAUGAAGGUGAGAUACGUGAAAUAUGGAUUAGCGUGGCUAAUGCAGGUACAGUAUCAGUUGAGCAGGCGCAUAUAUCGUUAUCAGGAAAAAAUCAAGAUUCUGUCAUAUCAAUUGCUUAUGAAGCGCUAAAGUCUGUGCUUCCUUUAAAACCGGGAGCAGAAGUGACUAUACCAGUAACCCUAAAAGCAUGGCAGCUUGGUUCAGCGGAUCUUGAAAAUUUAAACAAGAACUCACAUGGAAAUCUAGCAAGGCAAGCGAAGGAUGGAAGCAGCCCUUUGUUGAUGAUCCAUUAUGCAGGAUUGCUUAACCCAGGGGAAUCAUCUGCUUAUGGGCGACGCCUAGUGACCCCAUUAAACAUCUGCGUGUUGCAGGGUUUAUCUUUUGUAAAAGCUCGUUUGCUUGCAAUGGAAAUUCCUGCACAUGUUGGUGACAACCCUCCUAGUGUAGAUCAAAUGGAUGGUGGCUUGACCGAGGUAGUUGAUGAUUCUGAAAGCAAGACGGAUAAACUGGUAAAAAUUGAUCCUUAUAGAGGAAGCUGGGGUCUACGCUUUCUUGAACUUGAGUUGUCUAAUCCAACUGACGUUGUCUUUGAGAUUGGAGUCUCCGUCCAGCUAGAGAACUGUAAUGAUAAGAACUCUGCUGUGGUUAAUGGUGAUAUUUCGGAGUAUGAUUAUCCUAAAACAAGAAUUGACCGAGAUUACACUGCACGAGUAUUAAUACCUCUAGAACAUUUUAAACUACCCGUUCUAGAUGGUAACUUUUUAAUAAAAGAUUAUUCGACAAAUGCUCCUGCCAGUAGCAAAAGCUCAAGCUUCUCGGAGAAGAAUAUGAAAGCUGAACUGAAUGCUUCUAUCAAGAACUUAAUUUCAAGAAUCAAGGUAAGGUGGCAAUCUGGACGAAAUAGCUCCGGGGAAUUAAAUAUCAAGGAUACAAUACAGGCAGCCCUUCAAACAUCCGUAAUGGAUGUGCUGCUACCAGAUCCGCUGACCUUUGGCUUUAGGAUUGCCAAAAGUAUUACAGAAGUUGUUACAGGAUCUGAUGUUCAAAAUAACUCUUCUGCUGUAAAAGGUUCUGUAGUGGCAAAUGACAUGACUCCUAUGGAAGUUCUUGUUCGCAAUAACACAAUGGAUACAAUUAAAUUAAGUCUUAGUAUUACAUGCAGAGAUGUAGCUGGUGAGAAUUGUGUUGAAGGCAACAAGGCGACAGUUCUAUGGGCAGGUGCUUUGAGUGGUGUCAAAAUGGAGGUACCUCCACUUAAGGAAAUCAAGCAUGCAUAUUCCCUUUAUUUUAUGGUCCCAGGUGAGUACACACUCUUAGCUGCUGCCGUGAUUGAUGAUGCUAGUGAAGUUCUCAGGGCUCGUGCAAAAUGUAAAUUGCUUGAUGAACCCAUCUUCUGUCGUGGCCCUCCAUUUCAUUUACGAGUUAAUGGGACUUUGUAAUUCUUCCCCAAAUGCAAUAAGAUGAAAUCAAGAUGUCAGUUAGCUUCUUCAGAGGAUAAUUUUGGUGUGAGGCCUGGAUGGAGCUUCUUGAGUCUGAGGGAGGGGCAUGAUCAACAUUUGAACUUUGAAGUGAUUCUUAUUUUUAUCUCUUCUACGAGUUCAGUUCUUGAAGAUGGUUUAAACUGUAUGCCUUUGCUUUUUAUGAAGUCUAUCCAUAUAUCAUGGCACAUCAUCUCCUGGAGACCUCAGUACGUAAAUUUUCUUGAGCCUUGUAUGAGAAACUUGUAAAGUUUGUGAUUUUUCUCUUUUUUAAAUUUAGCUCUCAUACGAGAAGCUUCUGUUUUCUAUUGCGACGGUGAUAGGUUUGAUAAUCGUCUGAAAAUAGCAAAUUAUUGUUACUGUUGUAAUAUUUACCACUUGUGGAAAUUGAUUCUAGUUUCUGAGGAGAAAAUCAUGUUAGUCAUAUAUUUUUCCAGCA
Messenger RNA from Daucus carota subsp. sativus, 4238 nucleotides. Its product is annotated as trafficking protein particle complex II-specific subunit 120 homolog. Gene Ontology annotation, cellular component: trans-Golgi network. Bases 188 to 3760 code for a protein of 1190 amino acids. The record is from RefSeq and is a predicted model, not a curated record. The transcript is spliced from 10 exons. NCBI's taxonomy places the organism in Eukaryota, Viridiplantae, Streptophyta, Magnoliopsida, Apiales, Apiaceae.